GAGGCGUUUGAUGCUCUGGGGUUGCCAGGGUGACGGGAAUACAACAUGGCGCGCUGACAAGUUCUGUCGUGGGGAGGGGGUCUGGCGGUUCAGAGAGGACACGUGUCCUCGACCCCCCCCCCUCCCCACCCCUUGACCUGGCGGGAACCUGCGGGAGAGGCGGGCUCGGAGGAUGAACAAAUACAAAACAAUUGGUAAAAUUGGAGAGGGAACAUUUUCUGAUGUUCUGAAGGUACAGAGUCUAAACAAUGGACGUUGCUAUGCUUGUAAACAAAUGAAACAGCACUUUGAAAGCAUUGACCAUGUGAAUAACCUGAGAGAAAUUCAAGCAUUAAGGCGAUUAAAUCCACAUCAAAAUAUCCUUACAUUGCAUGAAGUGAUUUUUGACAAGAAAGCUGGUGCUGUUGCAUUAAUAUGUGAACUUAUGGACAUGAAUAUUUAUGAAUUGAUCAAAGGAAGGAAAAAACCAUUGCCUGAAAAGAAAAUAAUGAAUUAUAUGUACCAGUUAUGCAAAUCUCUUGAUCAUAUACACAGAAACGGAAUAUUUCACAGAGAUGUGAAACCUGAAAACAUAUUAAUAAAGCAAGAUCUUCUCAAGCUUGGAGAUUUUGGAUCCUGUAGGAGCAUACAUUCUAAGCAGCCAUAUACAGAAUAUAUCUCUACCCGCUGGUAUAGGGCACCGGAAUGUCUUCUUACAGAUGGUUACUACAGUUAUAAAAUGGACAUCUGGAGUGCUGGCUGUGUGUUUUAUGAAAUUGCAAGUUUCCACCCACUUUUUCCUGGAUCAAAUGAAUUGGACCAAAUAUCAAAAAUUCAUGAUAUCAUAGGUACCCCUCCUAAGAAGAUUCUUCAUAAGUUCAAACAGUCAAGGGUGAUGAGUUUUGAUUUCCCCACCAGAAAAGGAAAAGGAAUCUCUCCAUUUAUCCCUAACCUGUCUAAUAAGAGCCUGACACUUAUGUAUGCAAUGAUACAGUAUGAUCCUGAUGAGAGAAUCGGUGCUCAUGAAGCACUUCAACACCCUUAUUUCAGAGAAUUAAGGUUGGCAGAGAAACAAGCUUUAACCAUACACCGAAAAAUGAGAUUAGUAGAAAAUCCAUUAGAAAGGGAUUCUAUUGGCUUGCGGCGUGUUUCAAAGGAGGAUCAAAGGCAGAACUUUUUUAGGCAAGCCCAGGAGAAUCCACUGGGACUUCAUGGACUUCCCAAUGCAGUUGAGUUGCCAAAACUGACAGUUCCUGCUGUAACCAACUUGACUUCUUACCCUAAUCCUUCAUUUCAGUCAGUUUUUACCCUCCCAGCAUCCAACAGACAAGUCCAGGUUUUGCAGCCUAUAACAUAUUUUGGGACACACUGCAAGUCUGAAAAACAGAAGGAAUUUAAAUCUCCUAUGAAACAGUACCACCUGCCUGCUCUGGAAAGACGAGGUGGAAGAUUUUGAUGGAUCAAAACAGUCAUGAGUUGUCUGGAUUUUUAGUACACAAAUGGCAGUAGUGCCUUAUCAUCUCAAAUGCUGCAACAAGAAGCUACAACAAUCGUUAUUUGGGACUUACCCAUUUUUUUUACAAGUCAACAAUGUAACCACCAUUUUUAUAGCUCAGAAUGCACUUUGAUUUUUUUAAAGGAGUUCCUAUUUUUUUUUAAGUUUUCUUCAAAGAUGAUCAUUUAUUUAACGGUGUUGCACUGGCAGGAGUGAAUUGUUCCAACUUUUAUAUCAAAUACUACAUUGUGUUUAUAGAUAUAUAUAAAUAAUAAAUAAAUUAAAAAGUCAAUUUCUGGGGGAGGGGGUUGUACAUAUGAUCAUAGGGAUAAUCAGAGCCAAUUUUUAUCAUUUAGAAACUUCAAAAUUUAAAUAUAACCUAUACAAAUUUGUGUUCUGAAACAAUAUAAAUUAGCAGGUUUUUGGAUGGUAGAUGGAAAAGAUCAGUCAUUACUCAAUAUUCUCUUGUAUAGAAAACUAUAAGUAAGCUUUCGGUUGAGGUAUAUUGUCACACUGGCAUAGUUCAAUGUAGAACGUUACACAUUUGUUUUGAAAAGGCCAUGAUGUUUGAAACUCUUGUGUUGGAGGAAAUAAUCCACUCUAAAGGGCAUUUAGUUUAGCUUUUCUAGAGGUAUCAGUAAAAAUAAAUUAAAGAACUUAAGAAGAUUUUUAUAGGAUUAUUAUGAGAUCAAGUAUCGUGUCCUCUCACAAAGAACUGUCAAAUACCAUUACUCUGUAACAAGAAAAAAACGAUGUAUUGCACUAGAGUAAAAAAUAUUGAUACUGUAUAACAGCUGCACCUUAAAUAACAGCCAAAUAGCAAUGCUUCAAUAAAGUGGCAAAAAGAGAGCUAAGGCUGGACUAUAUCUUUGAGAAAGGAAAGCACAAUGGUAAAGUUUGCUGAAAAGUCACAAAAAUAACACAAAUGCAAUAACAAUACAUAAAGCAAGUUCUAAAACUGCUGUAUUUUUCUUCCUAUAUGAAGGCAAUAAUUUGCUUGAGGAUUCAGUAGUCAUAAACCGGUAAUAUUGCCAUUAUUUAUAUUUUGUACAAAAACUAUGGGAGGAUUGAGAUUUAUUUUGAAGAAUUUUCAUAUUAUUUCACACAGAAUCAAACGUCUUCAGGAUAAGGUUUUCUUUUGGGAAAGAUAGGAACUUAAUUUGAAAUUUAGAAUUUGAAGAGCAUUAUUUUUGCAUCUGCAUUUUUGUAACUGGAUGAAUAUUCUAUCAGUUUUAGUUACCUGAUAUAAAAUGAUGU
This is a messenger RNA of Pseudonaja textilis, 2731 nucleotides long. It is a transcript of the gene MOK, whose product is annotated as MOK protein kinase. Gene Ontology annotation, biological process: protein phosphorylation. Gene Ontology annotation, molecular function: protein kinase activity; ATP binding. The record is from RefSeq and is a predicted model, not a curated record. Lineage: Eukaryota; Metazoa; Chordata; Lepidosauria; Squamata; Elapidae.